Molecule: messenger RNA, 1698 nt
Organism: Ostreobium quekettii
Lineage: Eukaryota; Viridiplantae; Chlorophyta; Ulvophyceae; Bryopsidales; Ostreobiaceae
Source: the annotation of a GenBank genome assembly
AUGGACCGCGAUGCGGCGCCGAGAGGCCUGGGCGCCUACGUGAAAGCGGCGUUUGGAAUGAGGAAUCCCCUCUUCAAGAACCAGGACACAAAAAGGGACCAACAACAACAUGAGCGGGAAGCAGGGCAUGAACUACAGGCUGCGGGAUUAGAAGAUGACGUGGUGACUCCCUCCAGAAAUGGGUCACUUGGGUCAGGCUCCUUCCACAGCAUCCCGACCGACGAGCCUGCCACCAUUGCAGUCUGGCACACGGGAGGCAAGGUGGAGCACAGGCACUCGCGUGACCAUGACGCUGUCAAGGUCUUCAAUGAUCAGGACGAUGACUCUGACGACAAGACAGAUGUUGUGGGUUCUCCUUCGUACGGCACACCAUUCUGGACGCCGGCCAUAGGCGGGGAAAAGGAGGUCAGGAGUGCUCGUGCUGGACAAAAAGUGACGUCCAUUCUGUUCCAGCACGAUGACUGUGAGGGCAGGGCCAAACGCUGGGGUGCAAGGCCCAUCCCAAAAGAGGCGCGUUCAGAUCACAAUAGUGGGAACUUGGGCAGACAGCGGGCGAGCCUGGGCGACCCUUGGUGCCAGGAUGGUGGCAAUUUGAGGCACCAGGACAGACAUCAGGGCACCAAGUCGGGUAUUGCAUCUGGUGCAGCUACACGAUCGAUGGAUGGAACAAAGAUGGCAAAGAAUGAGGCCCUCCCUGACAGGCUUAGAAAGGUUGGGGGUGGCCUGGCCGUGGGGAGCGGCCCGGCUAGAAAUUGGCGUGCUCCAGCGGGAGGCGAUGUGUUGGCCGGGGGUGACAGUGCGUCAUCCCUUGCCUCAAAGGUUCCAGGCCAGCAUGCACGCUUUCUUGCAGGUGAGGAUGCUCAGGUGCAGCAGUUCCAGAUGAAAGCUGGUGGGCCUGCCCCUCUUGGGAGCCAGUCAGACGAAUGGCAGGGUGUGGGAGGCCUGAAGACAGGCGAUUUGAAGCCGGGAGCGCAAGUGAUGGGAGAGGACGUCAGGCAAGCGCUUAGAAAUAUUGUGCAGUGGGGAGCCGGAGCAGCUGAUCGUGUGCCUGCUGCAGGGGGAAGAUGGGAGAGCAGGGUGAAGGCAGAUCAGAUGGUGCAUGUGUUGCAACUACAGAAGGAGCUGGAAGCUACCAAGAGACGUGUCCACAGCUUGGAACAGCAGAAUGAGAAUCUUCUUGCCCAAGCCAAGGACAUGGAGUUCCAGCUUCAUGAGUUUAGCAAAGACACACAGGAAGCUAGCCAGGGCUUCAUGCUCACAGGCACAAACAUAAGAAUGCAGCUGUCCUGGCAAGACGAGAACGAGCUGGCGAGGCUUCGGCAAGAGUUUGAGGUUGAGAGGCUGAGAGGCCGAGAAUCGCUUAUGCACCUGGAGGCGGAGCGCAAGAAUCGACAGGACUGUCAGAUGCAGCUGCUGGAGCUGAAGUCCAUGUAUGACGCAGCCUUGGAGAGUAGCCAGAGUGCCCAAGAGGCAGCAAGGAACUGGGAAGAGCAGGCAGCAGAGUUGCAAACGAAGUUGAAGGCGGCUGAACAGCGCAGGUUACUAUCAAAGAUGCCAAUCCACAAGGAGAACCACUUGCGACUGCCAACUAUACGGGAAGCACAGUCAGCCAGCCGAAUACCCAAAUGCUCCAGCAGUGCACCUGAGUCGGUGGCCAAAAAGCGCCGGUUUGGCUAUGUUUCUGGGCGCCAGCUGUAG